Pimephales promelas (fathead minnow) is the source of this 1243-nucleotide messenger RNA. RefSeq lists its product as uncharacterized. Gene Ontology annotation, molecular function: peptidase inhibitor activity. Gene Ontology annotation, cellular component: extracellular region. The record is from RefSeq and is a predicted model, not a curated record. NCBI's taxonomy places the organism in Eukaryota, Metazoa, Chordata, Actinopteri, Cypriniformes, Leuciscidae.
AUGACGCGUUUCCUACACUUGACACGUAGCCUUCACACAAAGUCAGAGUGCCGAAGUGAAAAAUCUGGUGCAGGUAAGUGUGCCGUUCUGUGUGCCUAUGACAGUGACUGUCCGAACAAUGAGAAAUGCUACAGCAAUGGACGUGGACGUCAGUGUAUGGCUCCAAAUACAGUUAAGUCUGUGCCCAAGCCUCCAGUGAUGCUUGCCGCCAAACUAUUCAAGCCUCCAAUGAAGCCCGCUGCUGAACUGUCCAUGCUUCCAGUAAAACCUGAUGUCAAACUGGCCGGGCCUCCAGUCAAGCCUGCCUGCGAACUGGCCGGGCCUCCAGUCAAGCCUGCCUGCGAACUGGCCGGGCCUCCAGUCAAGCCUGCCUCCUCCGGUGAACCUGCGCCCGAACUGCCCGAGCCUCCGGUGAACCCUGCGCCCGAACUGCCCGAGCCUCCGGUGAACCCUGCGCCCGAACUGCCCGAGCCUCCGGUGAACCCUGCGCCCGAACUGCCCGAGCCUCCUGUGAACCCUGCGCCCGAACUGCCCGAGCCUCCGGUGAACCCUGCGCCCGAACUGCCCGAGCCUCCGGUCAACCCUGCGCCCGAACUGCCCGAGCCUCCGGUGAACCCUGCGCCCGAACUGCCCGAGCCUCCGGUCAACCCUGCGCCCGAACUGCCCGAGCCUCCGGUCAACCCUGCGCCCGAACUGCCCGAGCCUCCAGUCAACCCUGGGCCCGGACUGCCCGAGCCUCUGGUGAGCCCUGCCGCUAAACUGCCCGUGCCUCCAGCGAGGCUAGUUUCAGAUCCCUCCAAGCAACCAGUGAAUCCUGCUGCUGAACCGCUUGCGCCUCCAAGGAAGCCUGCCAUCUACCCGCCCAAGCCUGAAGUGAAGAUUUCUGCCGAACUGCCCAGGAAUCCAGUGAAGCUUUCUGCCAAACUGUUCAUGCCUCCAAUGAAGCCUGCCCCCAAGCCUCCAGUGAAGCUUGCUGCAGAACCGCCCAAGCCUCCAAUGAAGCUUACUGCUGAAUGGCCUAAGGCUCCAGUGAAGUUUUCCGCCCAACUGUUCAAGCCUCAAGUGAAGUUUACCUCCAGUGAAGCCUGCCGCCCAAGCCUCCAGGGGUAAAUUGGAAACCCCUCACAGGUUUCCAGCAAACUGCCCAUGCCAAUUUUGCGUAACGCAUAGCCAACUGGAGUUCUGAUCAAUUCAGUGCUUUAUUCAAAUUGCAUGGUUUCACAAAAUAAAUGUUUAAGACUCC